Messenger RNA from Brassica napus (rape), 1745 nucleotides. RefSeq names its product B3 domain-containing protein At3g11580. The record is from RefSeq and is a predicted model, not a curated record. Bases 314 to 1024 code for a protein of 236 amino acids. The transcript is spliced from 4 exons. Gene Ontology annotation, molecular function: DNA-binding transcription factor activity; DNA binding. NCBI's taxonomy places the organism in Eukaryota, Viridiplantae, Streptophyta, Magnoliopsida, Brassicales, Brassicaceae.
AAGAGAACUAACAAAAUUUCAAUACUAUAUAUUUAAAAUGUUUACUGCAAAAACAAUAAAAACAAAAUAAUGAUUGAAAAGAAAUGUCAUCACGCAAAACCUUAAAGGUACUAUCGAUGUCGUGUCCUCUUCAUUUACAUCAAAUAGUUCCCACAGUUUCACAUCAAUUUAACUAUUUUCACAGUUUUUCUCUCUCACACUCUCUUACCUACGCAUAAUACUAUAUUAGUACCAUUACUCAUCUCUCUUUCACCACCAAACACCUCUGCAUAUCCUCUCUACUACUGUCUCUCUCUCUCUGUCACUCCGAAAAAUGUUAGGCAACCAUUACUCAAGAGACAUCCACCACAACACUCUCUCCCUGCACCCUCAUCAAAACGACACCGCAUCACAUAAAGAGUCCUUGUUCGAGAAAUCACUCACACCAAGCGACGUGGGAAAGCUAAACCGUUUAGUCAUACCAAAACAACACGCCGAGAAAUACUUGCCUCUCAACAAUGGAGGCGGUGAGGUGACGUCUGAGACGACUGAGAAAGGGAUGCUUCUUAGCUUCGAGGACGAGUCAGGCAAGUGUUGGAAGUUCAGAUACUCGUAUUGGAACAGCAGUCAAAGCUACGUCUUGACCAAAGGAUGGAGCAAGUACGUCAAAGACAAGCACCUCGACGCAGGGGACGUUGUUUUCUUCCAACGUCACCGUUUCGAUUUCCAUAGACUCUUCAUUGGCUGGCGGAGACGCGGCGAGGCUUCUUCUCUUUCGGCCGUGUCUCAAGAGGCUAGAGUUAACACGACGGCGUACUGGAGCGGCUUGACUACACCUUAUCGCCAAGUAGAAGCGUCAACUAGUUCUUAUCCUAACAUUCACCAAGAGUAUUCACAAUAUGGAGCGGUCGCUGAGACACCGACGGUGGUUGCAGGGACCUCGAGGACGGUGAGGCUAUUCGGAGUUAACCUCGAAUGUCACGGUGACGUCGUUGAGCCACCACCGUGUUCCGACGGCUACAACGGCCAGCACAUUUACUAUUAGUCAACUCCUCAUCCCAUGGUGUUGGUUUCCUGAAACAGAAUAUCUCAUUUGCUGAGGAAACAAUGGAGCAGGUUGGAGAUGGACGAGGUUGAUGAUAUCCAAAGAGAAGUGACAACUUUUUAGAUCUUGACGUUAGGUUUUGGGCCCCUACUUGGCGCAAUUAUUGUCAUAGAGAAAACACCACAAAAGGAAGAGAACUAAUACCAGUGUGACUUCCUUAUGUAUUUAUAACUAUUGACAAAAAAAAAAAGUAUCUACUAUCUACUAUUCAACUAAUUUGAAAACAAGAAAAAUUAAGAGGAGCUUUUUCAUACAACUGAGGCAUGGGGCAAAAAAUGUUAAUAAGUGUUUAUUAGUUGAUUCCUAAUCUGAGAUAAAUUCAGUGAAGCUUGCAAAAAAUCAUUUAUGUGCAUGUAUAUUGAAUCAAUGAUGAAUAAAGCUGGUUUUGGGAAAUGCUGAGAUUCAUGGGAUGAGAUUACAAGAAGAAAAGAGUGUGGGCCUAACAAAUGAUUAAAGCAGAGGGCAUAGCAUAAAAGUGUGGACGGAAUAUCUGGCUCAUUUCUACAAGAUGUUUUGACAAAAUGAGUCUAGGUUCCUAUUGUUUCUUUGCGUUUACAUUUGCGUUUGUGUUUCUGUUACUAUUUCUUUUAUAACACUGUAACGCGAUUCCAAAUGUAAACGAAAGCGAUAAGAUCAGGAAUAGAAUCCACUAUUCUCUCUC